This is a messenger RNA of Drosophila ficusphila, 659 nucleotides long. It is a transcript of the gene Pop5, whose product is annotated as ribonuclease P/MRP protein subunit POP5. Bases 65 to 502 code for a protein of 145 amino acids. The record is from RefSeq and is a predicted model, not a curated record. Gene Ontology annotation, biological process: tRNA 5'-leader removal. NCBI's taxonomy places the organism in Eukaryota, Metazoa, Arthropoda, Insecta, Diptera, Drosophilidae. Gene Ontology annotation, cellular component: ribonuclease P complex. Gene Ontology annotation, molecular function: ribonuclease P RNA binding. The transcript has 3 exons.
UUUAGAACAUCCACUUUUAAUAGGCGUUUUGGUAUUUUUGGCGAAGGGCGACAGUCGUACUGCCAUGGUUCGCAUAAAAAAUAGAUAUAUAGCGGUGCAGAUUGUGCCCUAUACGCCCACACAAACGCUAAGAUUGAACGACCACAGUCUAGCUAAAAUUCUGCUGCAAAAUGUCGAGAAAUAUUAUGGAGUUUACGGUCUUGGGUUGAUCGAGCACGGAUUCCGGGUGAAGUACAUCAAUGAAAGAACAAAAAUAGCCAUCAUCCGAUGCCUGCAUCGUGGCCAACGCUUUGUGUCCAGCAUAUUGCCAUUGAUCACAUUGAUUGGGGAGGUAAGAGCCAAGUUUAGAACCCUUUACAUCGGGGCCACGAUCAUCCAAUGCAACAAGUUUAUAGUCAAACACCAGAAACAAUUCCUCGACCGCGCCAUGGGUCAGAUUACGUCCGCAAAGGAGCGCCAGGAUCUGUUCAAGCGCGUGAUGGAGUUCGACAUGGAUAGCUAGCAUACCACUUUUUGAUUAGCGUUUAAUUAAGUAAUUAUAGUACAGAGUUUUCUUGCAGAAAACCGUUGUUGCAAUUCGACUAAAAUGUAGAUCAUGUUUUUGGUAUCAAACUAAACUUCGAUGAGGAAUUUGCGGCUCGGUGAGCGUGCGACCUUGG